AUGCCUCGUCGAUCCCAGGCAAAUACUCAAAAGAUCGCCAUUAGCGCAUCCGCGGUCGAUCACUCCCACCUCGACCACACACCUCUCGACCAACACCAACAGCUCCAACAUCUCGAGCAGCAACUGCAGUUGCAGCACCAACAACAGCUUCAACAGCAUCAACAGGAGCAGUUCCAACAACAGCAUCAGCUGCAACAAUUUCAGACAGAGCAAGGUCAGCCGGCAGCCAGCAACGCAGCCAGCAACGCAGCCAGCAAUGAAGACGACGACAACAACGACAACGACGAAGAGGACGAUGACGAGCAGGACGAUGACGAAGAUGAAGAUGACAAGGAAAUUGAUGGGGCUGGAGGAAGUGCAACCAUCCGAGCAGCGCCUCCCCUUCGCAGCAACGGCGCCGUGGGACGGAACGUCAACCUGACCAACAAUCAGCGCAAGGCUAUUUGUCAGAUGCGAAUCGAUAACCCAGAGAUGACCCUUGCCGCCCUCGGCCUGUGGGCCCAGAAAGAGUAUAAUCUCUUUCGCGCGCCAGCCAUGGGUACCCUCUCGCGCAUCGUCCACAAGAACGAGAUCUACAGCAGCAUGAACGACCUGGAGCUUCAAGUGCAACGAAAACGGGCGGUUCUCUGCCCUGAACUGGAGGAUGCCCUUUUGGAGUGGAUUCGCGAGUGCCAGGAGCGAGAGAUCCAUAUCUCAUACAGGAUGAUCACCAAGAAAGGCUUUGAUUUGGGAACACACAUCCGGUCCAUGCCCGGGAGGGAGACCUUUGCGUUGCCGUCAUUCUCCAAUGGCUGGGUCUCUGGUUUCACCAAGCGUAACGGAUUGCUUGGAGCAAAUUUGAAUCCAGCGACGUCUAUUCAAGCGAUGCCCGAGGACGAAUUUACAGCAUCGGAAUCCUUCAGGCCCUUUUCGACCAACCAACAGCUGGUGGAGCGCGUCUUGCAACCCCGCUUCAGCCCGCGAGUACUCACUCAGCCGCAGCGGAACAAGCACAGCUUGAUGGACCAUGACCACGAUCACCAGGAUCAUGGAGGCGAUAUCGAGAUAGACUCUGCACUCUCUGACAUGCAUACCGACCUUCACCAUCAAGUCAUUCAUGCCGUCGCUAGCACGAGUUCAUACUCUACGACCCAGUCCGCUGUUCCAGAUAUGCCCGAGGUCCUGGCAGCUCCGCCGGUUCCUGAAACUCCUGUCAAGAAAACCAGGGCUAGGAAGCCACGCGGCGGUGGCGCUUCCGCCACCACCACCACCACCACCCCUCGCCGCCGCGGCAAAGCAGCCAAGACGGCAGAGACGGCAGACGCGGCAGCAGCAGCACACAUGGAAGAUGUUGUAGACGCAGCAGACCAACAUUUCCAGUCGCUGAACCUCCAACAACAACAGCAGCAGCAGCCAGCACAACAUCAGAUACAUCCAGCAACUCCAGGGCUGAACAACUUCCGAGCCCGAGCGGCAGGAGAUCGGGUUUCGCCUACGGAGUCGCCAGCACUUCUUUCCCAUCCAGCGCAGGCACUGCAUCAGCUUCAACAACAACAACAACAGCAAUUGCAGACAAUCCUCCAGCAGCCUACGGUAUCUAUUGCAGGAGGCAGCAGCAACACUGACCUUGUCGCAGCAGUAUCGGCAGCAGCAGCAGCAGCAGAAAGUGUUGCAACCACCACUCGCCCGACGCCCACAAUGUCGGAGGUCAUGUCUGCGGUCCGGAUUGUGAUCGAGUCCUUGAAUGUCAACAUCCCGGCUGAGGUCGAGCUCUUCAAGCCGCUUUUUGAUAUGGAGCGCCGUCUGCAGAACCAGAUCCACGCUAACGACCGCCAAGCUGGCAUCGCGGGCUUUUCCAAGUAA
Messenger RNA from Linnemannia hyalina, 1842 nucleotides. The record is from the annotation of a GenBank genome assembly. NCBI's taxonomy places the organism in Eukaryota, Fungi, Mortierellomycota, Mortierellomycetes, Mortierellales, Mortierellaceae.